Exophiala aquamarina CBS 119918 is the source of this 1401-nucleotide messenger RNA. Its product is annotated as 2,2-dialkylglycine decarboxylase (pyruvate). Gene Ontology annotation, molecular function: transaminase activity; pyridoxal phosphate binding. The record is from RefSeq and is a predicted model, not a curated record. NCBI's taxonomy places the organism in Eukaryota, Fungi, Ascomycota, Eurotiomycetes, Chaetothyriales, Herpotrichiellaceae. The transcript has a single exon. Gene Ontology annotation, cellular component: mitochondrion. The coding region runs from base 1 to 1401 and encodes 466 amino acids.
AUGGCGCCCAUGAUUCAGGAUGGCCCUGCGACCACCCAGUCUUCCGCCCUCAAAUCCGCCAGCGCUGCACCAACCUUGUAUGAGCAUGUGGACGAAAGCAGCCUCCAGGCCAACGCAACGACAUACUUGGUCAAUUAUGGUACCAAAUUUGAGGAAGAUAUUGUCACUGGCAGCAAAGGAUUAUAUGUCUACACGGCCAAAGGCCACAAAGUGCUUGACUGGACUUCGGGGCAGAUGUCAUGUUUGAUCGGCCAUGGACAUCCAGAAAUUGUGGCAACCAUUCAAAAUCACGCGGCCGAACUUGAUCAUUUGUUCUCUGGCAUGCUUUCUCCACCAGUGAUCAGCCUCGCGCAACGUCUGACUUCAUCACUGCCUGAUGGUCUCGACAAGGCAUUUUUCCUAUCGACUGGCGGCGAGUCCAACGAAGCGGCAAUUAAAAUGGCAAAGAUAUAUACCGGCAAAUUUGAGAUUGUCGGGCUCGGCGCUUCCUGGCAUGGCGUGACUGCACAAGCGUUAGGCACCCAGUAUCACUUCGGUCGCAAGGGCCAAGGCCCACUAAUGCCAGGGAUGCACAUGUUACCGCCACCAAACGGUUAUCGCUCGAUCUUCCGCAACCCUGACGGAAGCUACGACUGGGAAACUGAAUUGAACUAUGGCUGGGACCUGAUAGAUCGGGCAUCAUGUGGCUCUUUAGCGGCGUGCAUCGUGGAAUGUAUCCAAUCGUCAGCUGGCAUGCAUGUCCUUCCCCCAGGCUAUCUUAAAGCUCUCAAAAAACACUGUGAAGAGCGAGGUAUGCUUCUGAUUGUUGACGAGGCACAGACGGGUGUCGGCCGAUGUGGCGACCUCUUCGCAAUCAACCAUGAGGAUGUCGUACCGGACCUUUUGACCCUGAGCAAGACUCUUGGCAAUGGUAUCCCGCUCAGUGCAGUCGUGACAAGUAAUGAGAUUGAGCGAGUGUGUACAGAGAGAGAUUUUUGUUUCUAUACAACCCAUGUCAACGAUCCGCUUCCGGCAGCAGUGGGAGACAAGGUCCUUGAGAUAGUCUUGCGAGACGACCUCGUAGCACACUCUCGCUCCGUGGGCUCACACUUACACGCCGGUCUUCAAAAACUCCAAUCUCGCUAUGGGUGCAUUGGGGAUGUACGCGGCCGAGGGCUGAUGUGCGGUGUGGAAAUAGUUGGAGACAGGCAAAAGAAGACACCAGAUCUUGAGCUUGCACGCAAUCUCUCCAAGAGCAUGUACGGCUUGGGCCUCUGGGCGAACCUGAGCAGCCACGCGAGCUUCGGUGGGGUGUUUAGAAUCGCUCCGCCUAUAGUUGUGACUCGGGCGCAGAUUGAUGAAGGAUUGGAAAUUAUGGAGCGGGCUUUUGCGGAGACACGGGGAAGUCAGCCACUCUACUAG